AACGGCAGUUCUGGCACGGAACCUUACAUUGAUCAAAACCAGCAAAAAGAUGACUACUUUUUGGACGUAGUCACCUCAUUGCUUUACUUAGUCCGCCUAGCUAUAUUCUUGCUAAUUAUCCACAUUGGCCUUCCACUCACUGGCAUUUACAUUAACCCCGCUAACGCAUACAUUCAGGCUUGGAACCCCAAAACAGUUUCACCUUGCUGCCAUCUAAUCGUCUACUGGGUUGGCCCACUACUCGGGACAUGGCUUGCUCUAUUGACGACCAGAUUUCUUUCUAUACAAGCAGCAUCACCUCGUCCCCCAAGCGCUGCGCCAACGAAUAGUUCUCUCACAUCUCAUGUAGAAUCAGUCUCCGAGGCAUGCAUUGGCGUCAGCAACGAUAGCGGGUCGAACGAAGUGAAGCGGGCUGAUCACAAAAGAGCCCCAGGUCGCGUGAGCGAUGUAAAGCAUGAAGAAGGAUUCACCCACAACCGGGCCCCGGUAUUUCAGCAGCGACAAAGAGUCGGCACUAGUGAUAGCAGCUGCAGCAGCGGAACUAGUAAACACAGUGGAAAUAUACCUAACAUGAUCGCUAGGCCCAAAAAGGCAUCUGAUGGCAAAACUCCAGCUGCUUCUUACAUUGCCCUACAGCAAAGCAACUGGGCUAAAUUUUCUAGGCCUUUAGGCCGAAGAAUAGAGGAAUCAAGUAGGAGUCUGUAUGGCAGCAAUAUUCGGAGGAACGGUUCUAAUGGCAUGAGAGAAGCGAAGCCAUCACCUGGGACCAGACAUAUUAGGCCUUCAGGCUGGUCACAUAGAAGGCUGAUCUGA
Messenger RNA from Protopolystoma xenopodis, 813 nucleotides. NCBI's taxonomy places the organism in Eukaryota, Metazoa, Platyhelminthes, Monogenea, Polystomatidea, Polystomatidae. The record is from the annotation of a GenBank genome assembly.